AUAUAUACAUGAGAUGGCUAUGAUUGCUCCUAAAAUACAGGGCUAAGAUACAAGAAAACAAGUUCAAACAUAUUACAGAUAAAUAGGGAUGAAUUUAAAAUUUGAGUGGCCGUUCUUUCCUAUUUUUAUGGAAUCACUGCAUCUCUUUAUCCUCUCAUCUCUUUAGUUUGAAAUACUCCCUAUCACUCCUUGUUUAACCGCAUCAUCUCCCAGUUUCCAUUCAAAAACAGCAACUUGAAUUUUUCUUCUUAUCUCCUUCAACAGAUAAUAAUCCAUACUUUUUACUUACAGAGACCUGAGCUUUAACAUGUUGACUGGUCAAAUUCCAGGGACACUUCAGGGUUCAGAUCUAGAUUACAUGUUUCUGAAUCACAACUCACUCAGUGGAGAAGUACCCAAUUGGAUUAUAAACAGCAAAAACUAUAUUGAUAUAUCAUACAACAACUUCACAAAGUCAUCUCCAUAUGGUUGCCAACCAUCCAGUGUGAAUUUAGUUUUGAGCCAUUCAUCUGCAGAGAGCAACUUAAUUGAGUGGUGCUUGAGGAAGGACCUCCCUUGCUCCAGAAAACCCGAGUACCAUUCUUUAUUCAUCAAUUGUGGAGGUGGAAAAAUAACUAUUGAGGGGGAUGAAUAUGAAGAGGACUUAGCCACAGAGGGUCCAUCAUACUUUUUCCCGUCUUCACAAAAAUGGGCUUAUAGCAGCACAGGAGUUUUCAUGGGGAAGAGCGAUGCUAGUUACAAAGCAGACAAUGAAUUAUCUUUGAACUUGACUGGCCCAGACUUCUACAAAACAGCCUGCCUAGCCCCUAACUCACUGAAGUACUAUGGACUUUGCUUGCAUUCAGGAAGUUAUAGAGUGUGCCUUCAUUUUGCUGAAAUAAUGUACACUGGUGAUCAUACAUUCAGCAGCCUUGGGAAACGCAUCUUUGACAUGUCAAUCCAAGGCAAUGUAGUUCUGAAGGAUUUUAACAUUAUGGAGGAAGCUAAAGUUGUUGGCAAAGGCAUAACCAAGGACUUUAGUGAUGUCUUUGUUAAUGGUAGUACUUUGGAGAUCCACCUGUACUGGUCAGGGAAAGGGACCACUGCAAUUCCUGACAGAGGUGUUUAUGGACCUCUUAUAUCUGCUAUCACAGUGAUGCCGAAUUUUGAUGUUCACAUUGCAGGACUAUCUGUUGGAAUUAUUGUUAGCAUUGUGGCUGCUUUGUGUGUGCUCCUAGCAUUUAUACUUGUUACCUUACGAAUGAAAGGUUACCUUGGGGGAAAAAACCCUAAAGAUGAAGGUUAAAUCUGAGUCAUCUGACACUUAAAAAGUUCUAGAAGUUCUUCUCUGUUGCUAUCUGAUUACUGUAAGUAUGUUGGAUUUACUGGAUAUCCUCAAGGUUUGUUAUGGGUUUUAUAUUAGUAAAAUUAUCUAGGGAUGAACAUCACAAGAGGAGCACAUAAAAAAAUUUGGUAACUCUGUAUGAGUGGUGCAAAGUUUAGCUUAUAGCCCCUAAAUGAAUAACAGUUUUGUGUAUAUAGAUAAUUUCUUUAAUUAACAAUGACACUGCUACUGUCUUCCAUAAGAAUAUUGUGAGCAUGAAACUCAAAAUCUAGUAUGUCAUUAGGACAUAUCUUUGUUGGCUGUGAUAAACAAACUAUCUCUAGAGUUCAACUAACAAGGUAAGGUGCUCGAUGAUGAAGAUGGUAUUUUUUAUCUUAGUGGUCACAAAACUAGUUCUGAUAUGGUCUGUCUAGCAUUGCAAACUAAAGACCGGUCGAGAAUCCUAUUUUUGUUGUAUUUUAUAUUUUCUUUCACUUUCUAAUAUCUUCCAUUCUGGGGAUUUCUAUUCCUACCAUUGUCACAGAAUUUCAAGCACUUGAUCUGCCAACAGGUUAUUUCAUAUUAAGACAA
This is a messenger RNA of Diospyros lotus (date-plum), 1894 nucleotides long. Its product is annotated as probable LRR receptor-like serine/threonine-protein kinase At1g53430. The coding region runs from base 308 to 1285 and encodes 325 amino acids. The transcript has 8 exons. NCBI's taxonomy places the organism in Eukaryota, Viridiplantae, Streptophyta, Magnoliopsida, Ericales, Ebenaceae. The record is from RefSeq and is a predicted model, not a curated record.